AUGCCCAACUUGGCAGAAGUCUCUGUCAAGCUAUUCCUGUCAUCCCGGUCCCCUAUCCUAUCUGUCAGGGAACCUGAUGCCUUAUUAAGUGCAGGCAACUCUGGGGAUAUCUCUUGGCACAGUCCGAUGGAUGCCAUCAAAAGGCUAACAAUGCCCGUAGAAGGAUCAGAUGUCCAGCUAGGCUUCAGAGACACGGGACAGGGGCAACUCAGGAGACUGGAAAAUUUUCGGAACAUAUUAGAAAGAAAAAGGAAUCAAUCUAAGGUUCAAUCUCAGUUGCUGUCAGAUCAUUAUGGCUAUUUGACGAAUGAGAUGGCUCACCUGGUCUUUUUUUUCAUUCUACCCUUGGUGCACGAGGUCACCAUCAACCACACAAUCAUACCACACCACUCAAACACACCACCCUGA
Molecule: messenger RNA, 408 nt
Organism: Fusarium graminearum PH-1
Lineage: Eukaryota; Fungi; Ascomycota; Sordariomycetes; Hypocreales; Nectriaceae
Exons: 1
Coding region: 1-408 (135 amino acids)
Source: RefSeq, a predicted model, not a curated record